Lithohypha guttulata is the source of this 654-nucleotide messenger RNA. RefSeq lists its product as uncharacterized. Gene Ontology annotation, cellular component: mitochondrion. Gene Ontology annotation, biological process: acylglycerol catabolic process. Gene Ontology annotation, molecular function: monoacylglycerol lipase activity. The transcript has 2 exons. The record is from RefSeq and is a predicted model, not a curated record. Bases 1 to 654 code for a protein of 217 amino acids. Lineage: Eukaryota; Fungi; Ascomycota; Eurotiomycetes; Chaetothyriales; Trichomeriaceae.
AUGAGCGACUGGGCCAAGGACAUGCUGUUGUUCACCGAGGCCUUGAACAUCGACAAAAUCGACCUUUUGGGAUUUUCGAUAGGUGGACCGCCAAUGCUGGAGGCUGCGCUCGCCGCCCCGCAUACUGUUCGUAAGCUCGUUAUAGCGGGUUCACAUGCAUCAGCUCCUACUUCCAAGCCACCACGAGGUAUCGUGUGGCCAAGAGAGCCAAUAGGCGAAGGUGCAUUGAUAAAGCUUGCAGCCGCCACUGAUGUGGAGGGUAGCAGGAAGGCCCUCAGAGAAACUUGUUUCUCCACUUCGGAGCAGGGAAAGGCAGCUUUUGACAGGUAUUGGACGCGUCUUGAGCAAAGGAUAAUCGAGCCGUUACAUCUCAACCUGCAGCAUAUGUAUAGUGGUGGAGAUAGACAGGUUGCGGCAGGGAACUUGGUCAAUACGCCAGCAUCUGGAGGCUUGUUCGAUAGGCUCGGGCAGCUGAGAAUGCCGGUACUCUUAUUGCAUGGGCGCGAUGACACCGUUGUCCCGGCAAGUCGAGGCUGGGAAUUGCUGCAGCUAAUUGAGGAUGCGCAGUUGAAGGUAUAUCCGCAGAGUGCCCACUCCUUCCUGUUUGAGCAUCCACUACGAGUCGCAGAGGACAUUAAUGAAUUCCUGGGCUGA